AUCGCAACGGAUCGAAUCGCGCCGCCGCCGCCCGCCGCCCACCUCCGCCCCUCAUGGGCGACGGCGAGGACCGCAUCAGCGGCCUCCCCGACGAGCUGCUGCACGCCAUCCUCGCCCGCCUCGGCUCCGCCCGCAGCGCCGUGCGCACCGGCGCGCUCUCCCGCCGCUGGUGCCACGUCUGGGCGCCGCUGCCGGAGCUCGUCCUCGGGUACCGCCUCGACGCGCCGCGGCGGCUGCCGCUGCCCGCGUUCCUGGACGCCGUCGACGCUGCCCUCGCCGCCUGCGCCGCCCCGACCCUGGAGAGACUCUGUGUCUUGCCGCCGGGCGACCAUGGCCGCGGCGGCGUCCCGGCCGGGCGCGUCGAGCCGUGGCUGCGCUUCGCCUCUGAGCGCGUGGUGGGCACGGUCUUGCUCUUCGUGCCCGAGCCGCCGCCGGAGGCCCCCGGGGAAGAGGCGGUGCUCCACCUUCCGGCGUGCGAAGGCGUGGCAACGUUCGACCUCAGCCUCGAUGGGGAUUGGCGGGUCCGGCCCCCGUCGGCCGGCUUGUUCCGGGCGCUCACCAACCUGAGGAUACAAUCUUGCCGGAUGGAAGCCGGCGAGCUCAUCGCCCUUGUCUGCACGCAGUGCCCGUGCCUGAUGGACCUGACGCUCGCCGUCGUGCUGGUCACUGCUUCGGACGUUUCGAUACGCUCUGAUUCGCUGCGAUCGCUGUGGUUCUCCGUCAGGACAACACUGCGGCUGGAGAUCGCGGCGCCAAGACUGGAAAAGCUGUCUGUGUCUGCCCCUGUCCAUGAGGCACGAAUCUCUGCCCCGAAGCUUGCAGAGGUAGACUGGUCUCUCACUGUCUACAAUCGUCACCGCCACCGGUUUGAUGAUGUUGGCUGUCGCCUCCGGCUGCUAGAACUUGGUUUAAAUGCAUCCCUUAUGCAACAAUUCGACCAAGUUGAUGAAUUGAAACUGGGCAUGUUCAUUCCAGAGGGAGUAGCUGCCUACCAAAGUUUCUUGAAUGAAACUAGCAAUCUGCCCAAGUGUGAGAUCUUGAGAAUAUCCUCAGGGUGGGAUUACCAUGGCCUGGUGCCAGGCAUGUUGCAUCUCUUGAGGAGUUGCAGUAGUACUAGGAAGCUUUUCUUACUUGAUACCAGCGACUACGAAAUGAGGCAACCUUGCCUGCCACCUUGCCCUUGUCUCUUGGAAGAGAGUCACAGGAUUGAUGAUAUAUCUCUCAAUUCACUUGAAGAAGUAGAAAUCACUUCCGAUACAAGUUAUCAUGGGGCACUGGAAUUUGUGGAGCAACUGUCCAGAUGCAAUGCAGCAGUCCUGAAAAAGGUUGUCCUGAAAUAUAUGACGGACUCUGCUCCUCCACCAGCAAAGGAGGACCCUUUGGAUGGCUGGCAAGGCCCUGCAUUUCAAUUGCAGAGCGUCCAGGAUGUCGAAUCAGCAACCAUUCAAGUUAUUUUACCACUUGAAGGUCACAAGUGUGGAGAUAUAUGCUUAGAACUUAAUAUGCUGUUUUGUAUUCACACAGGGCCCUUUGCAAUUCUGCACGUCUAGACUCCCCAUCAUUGGUUAACCUUGAAAUAGUUUGCUGAAGAUCUUAGAAGACUAGUAAGUCAUCUGAGAUGUAUGUCUUAUGCAAAGAUUGCUCACCUAGAAUAAUAUAAACAUAUGCUAUCUCAGUUGUAUUCUCAGAGAUUGUUAAUGUGCUGAGAAAAAGGUAUCACUGUUAUAAUUUUUGUUUUACCGGUCGUGUCAUUCUUCAAUCCAGUGAGUCUUCAGCCGGCCCGACAUAAAGGAAAAUAAGUUACAUCCAUUGUGAAAUGUGAUAAACGUUAGCAGACAGCAGCAAGUACACGCCAUCAAAUUUUAAUGUUACUGUAGUGAGUUAUAUGAUACUUCAAAGGAGCACAAUAUGUUUGUUACAGUGCCAAGAUACUCCUGGCACCUUGUUUCAAUUUGAAUAUCUAAGUCAUGCGUGUGCAGUAUAUUUUCGGAUUUCCCCCUCAUGCCUGUGGUUGUCUGUUGCCAGCCUGUUGCAACGCAAAGUGACUAAGUGAGAGAUCUGGUUGCUUAUAUGAUUUGAUAUAUAAUUUGUUUCCAAGGUGAUUUGAACUGAAUAUAUGAUGAAACCAUCUUCUCGUGCCCAAGGUGGCAUUACA
Messenger RNA from Panicum virgatum (switchgrass), 2155 nucleotides. RefSeq lists its product as uncharacterized. The coding region runs from base 54 to 1550 and encodes 498 amino acids. The record is from RefSeq and is a predicted model, not a curated record. The transcript is spliced from 5 exons. Gene Ontology annotation, molecular function: protein binding. Lineage: Eukaryota; Viridiplantae; Streptophyta; Magnoliopsida; Poales; Poaceae.